Molecule: messenger RNA, 675 nt
Organism: Clupea harengus (Atlantic herring)
Lineage: Eukaryota; Metazoa; Chordata; Actinopteri; Clupeiformes; Clupeidae
Product: signal transducer and activator of transcription 4-like
Biological process (GO): regulation of DNA-templated transcription; signal transduction
Molecular function (GO): DNA-binding transcription factor activity
Source: RefSeq, a predicted model, not a curated record
CCAUGCAUUCACACAUAUAAACACACAUACAGACACAUGCACAACACAAAUGUAGUCACAGUUAUAGAGAAUACUGCUUAUUCUUAGGACAGUGCUUUAUUUACUUUUUUUAAUUAUUUUCCUUACUGAUGCAUUAGAAUCUUGUAUGUAAUCAAAAUCACACUUUUAUCUGUUGCAAACGCUUGCUAAAUUGUGCCCAAGAUGGCUUGGCUUUGGUUACCACAGCAACAUCGUGGGCUUUGUGAGCAAGGAGACGCCCUUCUGAGGGAGAGAGAGUCCGGAACCUUCUUGCUGCGCUUCAUCGAGAGCCACCUGGGAGGGAUCACCUUCACCUGGGUGGAGCAGGCAGACAAUGGGGAGGCUAAAUUCAUCUCAGUGGAACCCUACACCAAGAACCGGCUCUCCGCUCUUCCAUUUGCCGAUAUCAUCCGGGACUGCAAGGAUGGCAUUUUGCCUGGAAACCCACUGAAGUUACUAUAUCCUAAUAUUCCCAAAGACGAGGCCUUCGGGAAACAUUAUGACAGUCAGCAGAGCAAAGGCAAAAUUCACAGUGAGCGGUUUUGCCGGGAAACAUUUCUUGUCGGCAAACACUACAUUACACCUAUUUAAUUAUUUACAGACUAAAAAAAUGUCCUCAUUAUUUCCAACACUGUCAGUUCCUGCCUAAAGAGGUGG